Tauraco erythrolophus (red-crested turaco) is the source of this 2020-nucleotide messenger RNA. Lineage: Eukaryota; Metazoa; Chordata; Aves; Musophagiformes; Musophagidae. The record is from RefSeq and is a predicted model, not a curated record.
AUGAUUCUCACAUUGAAAGCUGUAGGGCUUCAAAGAUGUGUUUUCCUGGGGCCACCAAAGCUGCAAAACUACCUGAAAGCGAUCCGACUCUUCCCCGGACCCCUGAAAAGGAUGGAUUUAGCUGUGCAGUUGCACACAGAGCCCGAGUAUAAGGACGAGACGAUGACAGUUCACCAAGUACCUCUUACAGGUGACGAGCAGAAGUGUGCCAGCCGGCAUCCUGAUCUGGUGAUGGCUUUCCUUUGUAAGAUUCACCCAAAGAAGGGAAAAUUCUUAGCAGCUAAAGCACAGGAGAUGGGCCUGCCAGUGGGAACUCCAGCCAUUCUUCCCAUAAUUACAGCUCUCAAAAACGGGGAGAGCGUCACCUUUGAAGGCAGAGAGCUCUUUCCCGAAGAACUGUGCACUCCCACUGAUCCUGGCCCAGUGUUCAUUGUGCUGGAGUGUCCUCACGAGGGCUUUGUGGAUGCCGUCUGUGAAAACGAGACCUUCCGAAGGUACCAGGAAGGACUUGCUGAGAACCAGGUGGCCCUGGUUAUUCACAUGACUCCAGAGUCAGUGCUGCGAGACAGCCGCUACCAGCAAUGGCUGGAAAGAUUUGGACCUGGAACUCAGCACUUGGUGCUCAAUGAGAACUCCUCUGCGGUGCACAACCCACGUAGCUACAAGAUCCAAACUCAGCUGAACCUCAUCCAUCCAGAGAUCUUCCCUUUGCUCACCACCUACCAGAGCAAGGAAGAGGAGGCUGUGUGUAGCGUGCCCAUUGUACGAGGAGAGUGCCUCUUGAAGUACCACUUCAGACCCCAGCAGGAGUGGCAGAGAGAUGCUGUGACUGUCUGUGAUCAUGAUGCAUUUGUAAGUGAAGCCUUGGAUCUCCCUGACUUCCAGACUCGUGUGAAGGAGUGCAAAGAGAGCCUGUCUGCUCUACCGGCACCUGUGUGAAAUGUGGGUAAUUAUCCUGAAAUUGUGUUCUUGGGAACAGGAUCUGCAAUUCCAAUGAAAAUCCGAAAUGUCAGUUCCACACUGGUAAACACCAGCUCUACCCGAUCCCUGCUCUUGGACUGUGGGGAAGGAACGUUUGGACAGCUCUGUCGCCACUAUGGAGAGCAAGUUGACCAAGUGCUGUGUAACAUAGCAGCUGUGUUUGUGUCUCACAUGCACACUGAUCAUCAUUCGGGGCUGUUGAACAUCCUGAUGGAGAGGCGGAGAGCUUUUGCAGCCCUUGGUCAGGCUUUCAGCCCUCUGUUUCUGGUAGCACCUGAACAGAUCAUGCCUUGGCUACAUGAGUACCACAACCACUGUGAAGAGAUUCUUGGAGACAUCAAAAUGAUUACUUCCCAGUCCCUUGUGAAAGGCUGUGAGAACAUCAGACCUAAAGCCAAACGGUUUGUCAGUUCUCUCUUGGAGAGCUACGACUUGGCUGAGUUUCAGACUUGUGAAGUCCAGCACUGUAAAAAUGCUUUUGCAUGUUCAGUGAUCCACAAAUCUGGCUGGAAAGUAGUCUAUUCUGGUGACACAAUGCCCUGCAUGGCCUUAGUACAAAUGGGGAAGAAUGCCACCCUGCUGAUCCAUGAAGCAACGCUGGAAGAUGGCAUGGAGAAAGAAGCAAUAGAGAAGACACACAGCACAACCUCCCAGGCCAUUCAGACUGGGAUGAAGAUGAAUGCAGAGUUCAUCAUGCUCAAUCACUUCAGUCAGAGGUAUGCCAAGAUCCCGCUCUUCAGUGAAGACUUCAGCGAGAAGGUUGGAAUUGCAUUUGAUCAUAUGAGGGUACGUUUUGGUGACUUUCUGACCAUCCCAAAGCUGAUCCCACCUCUAAAGGCUUUGUUUGCGGAUGACAUAGUAGAAAUGGAGGAGCGGAAGGAAAAACGGGAGAUGCGGCUCCUGAAGGAGACUGCUUUAGUCUUGGACAAACUGGCUGGUGGGGAGAACAAGGAAGCCCCAAGCCAGAAACGGAAACAAGCCAAGAACCAUCAGGAGCUGUCAAACAAGAAGCUUAAAACUGUGAACUGAGAGAAAGGAG